Molecule: messenger RNA, 5008 nt
Organism: Choloepus didactylus (southern two-toed sloth)
Lineage: Eukaryota; Metazoa; Chordata; Mammalia; Pilosa; Megalonychidae
Gene: ADARB1
Product: adenosine deaminase RNA specific B1
Exons: 10
Coding region: 209-2329 (706 amino acids)
Biological process (GO): RNA processing; adenosine to inosine editing
Cellular component (GO): nucleolus; cytoplasm
Molecular function (GO): double-stranded RNA binding; tRNA-specific adenosine deaminase activity; double-stranded RNA adenosine deaminase activity
Source: RefSeq, a predicted model, not a curated record
CAUUCCUCAUUUAUUCCGUGAGAAAACCUCUGCCGAGCUUCUGCUCUGCUCCGGCCGAGGACGCGGUGGUGGAAAGAGCAGCUCGCGGGCGCCCGUCCUGGCGCAGGAGACAGACGAGAAGCGGACGAGGCAGAAGGUGGUCGGAAAAGCCUCGGGGGAAGACAGAAACAAUCUCCGCCAGUCAAGAGACGCUCAUGAGUGUUUUGCCAUGGAUAUAGAAGAUGAAGAAAACAUGAGUUCCAGCAGCACCGACGUUAAGGAAAAUCGCAAUCUGGGCAACAUGCCCCCCCGAGAUGGCAGCCCGCCCAGGCCCGGGGAGGGGGCGCAGCUCCCCAACGGGGGCAGCAGGAAGCGGGCGCUGGAGGACGGCAGCAAUGGCCACCCCAAGUUCCGGCUGAAGAAGCGGCGGCGGACGCCGGGGCCGGUGCUGCCCAAGAACGCGCUGAUGCAGCUCAACGAGAUCAGGCCGGGUUUGCAGUACACCCUGCUGUCCCAGACGGGGCCCGUGCACGCGCCGCUGUUCGUCAUGUCGGUCGAGGUGAACGGACAGGCCUUCGAGGGCUCCGGCCCCACCAAGAAGAAAGCCAAGCUGCACGCGGCGGAGAAGGCCCUGCGGUCCUUCGUGCAGUUCCCCAAUGCCUCCGAGGCCCACCUGGCCAUGGGGCGGACCCUCUCGGCCAACACCGACUUCACGUCCGACCAGGCCGACUUUCCCGACGCGCUGUUCAACGGCUUCGAGACCCCCGACAGGCUGGACGCGCCGUUCUUCGUGGGUGCCAACGGGGACGACUCCUUCGGCUCCAGCGGGGACCUCAGCGUGUCCGCGUCCCCUGUCCCCGCUGGCCUGGGCCUGGGCCAGCCCCUGCUCCCAGGGCCCCCGCCCUUCCCGCCGCCCAGCGGGAAGAACCCCGUGAUGAUCCUGAACGAGCUGCGGCCCGGACUCAAGUACGACUUCCUCUCGGAGAGCGGUGAGAGCCACGCCAAGAGCUUCGUCAUGUCGGUGGUGGUGGACGGCCGGUUCUUCGAGGGCUCGGGAAGGAACAAGAAGCUCGCCAAGGCUCGGGCUGCCCAGUCGGCCCUGGCCGCCAUCUUCAACCUCCAUUUGGAUCAGACGCCGUCUCGCCAGCCUGUCCCCAGCGAGGGGCUUCAGUUACACUUGCCGCAGGUGCUAGCGGACGCCGUGGCGCGCCUGGUUCUGGACAAAUUCGGUGAUCUGACCGACAACUUCUCGUCCCCUCACGCACGCAGGAAAGUCCUUGCCGGGAUUGUCAUGACAACAGGCUCGGACAUUAAAGAUGCCAAGGUGGUAAGUGUCUCCACGGGGACCAAGUGCAUCAACGGCGAGUACAUGAGCGACCGGGGCCUGGCGCUCAACGACUGCCACGCGGAGAUCGUCUCGCGGCGGGCACUGCUGCGGUUCCUGUACGCCCAGCUGGAGCUCUACGUGAAUAACAAAGAUGAUCAAAAAAGAUCCAUCUUUCAGAAAUCAGAGCGAGGAGGCUUUAAGCUGAAGGAGAAUGUGCAGUUUCACCUUUAUAUCAGCACCUCUCCCUGUGGCGACGCCAGGAUCUUCUCACCACACGAACCAGUUCUGGAAGAACCAGCAGACAGACAUCCGAACCGGAAGGCGAGGGGGCAGCUGCGGACGAAAAUAGAGUCCGGCGAGGGCACGAUCCCCGUGCGCUCCAGCGCCAGCCUGCAGACGUGGGACGGGGUGCUGCAGGGGGAGAGGCUGCUCACCAUGUCCUGUAGCGACAAGAUCGCGAGGUGGAACGUGGUGGGCAUCCAGGGGUCCCUGCUGAGCCUCUUCGUGGAGCCGAUUUACUUCUCCAGCAUCAUCCUGGGCAGCCUGUACCAUGGGGACCACCUGUCCCGGGCCAUGUACCAGCGCAUCGCCGGCAUCGAGGCCCUGCCGCCGCUCUACAGCCUCAGCAAGCCCCUGCUCAGCGGCAUCAGCAACGCGGAGGCACGGCAGCCGGGGAAAGCCCCGAACUUCAGCGUCAACUGGACGGUGGGCGACGCUGCCCUCGAGGUCAUCAACGCGACGACGGGGAAGGACGAGCUGGGCCGUGCGUCCCGCCUGUGUUCCCUCAAACCUCCUACGCGCCAAGAUCCCCAAACCCAACAUGUACCACGAGUCCAAGCUGGCAGCCCGGGAGUACCAGCUGGCCAAGGAGGCCCUGUUCCGGGCGUUCUCCAAGGCGGGGCUGGGGGCCUGGGUGGAGAAGCCCCCCGAGCAGGACCAGUUCCCCCUCACGCCCUGACGGGGUGCAGCCGGGGCCGGGGCCGCCACCCCACACCGGCCUCCGGGCAGCGUCCUCCCCUCUGAAUCAUCCAGCAACUGCUUCUCAGCCCAUGUUAGAAAUUGAGUUCUACUGAGCAGGGCUACCUUAAGUUCAGGAAAAUAGAAAUUACUUUGCGUGACGUUCCUGAAUAAAUAAUCUAUUCAAAGUUAGGAAUGUGCUUUAUGAAGCAAGCAGUAAUGAGGUCAGGUCAGUCCUGUGCUGCACUGUUGUAACUGCAACAAAGGCUUGUACCGGUGGAGGCCGGAGGGCCGCCCGGGCCGGCUCUGGUUCCGCUCGUAGGUUCUGAGAACCGCCCCCCAGGACCCUCACGCUCGACGCGGUGACCCGGAGACCCCGGCCACGCUCCGUGCCCCGUGGACCGGAUCUCAGGCAGGACGUGUCUCCAGAGAACAAGACCCAAUCUGGUGGCCCCAGCCCCACUAGAAGCUUCUGUGCUCCGUGUAGGAUCGUGCCGGAGGAAACCCUCCCUCGGUUGACUUCCCAGAUAAUCAAAGGCAGAAGCGCGGCGCGUCCCACCCGGUGGAGCCCGGGAACCCACUGGCUGUGGAGGGGCUGGAGCCUGGGGCCACGCGGGCGAGCCCGGAACCCGCCUCGUCUUCCUCUUAGCCGGGAUGCCAAGGACCAGCCUUCACCAGAGGAGAAUAAACUCAGUUACAGGACGCUCAUUCUUGGGAAACCCCAUGGACAGCGUUUUUUACAAAUUAUCCUUUCCAGCUUUGUCAAAGACAUGUUGGAAAAAUGAAGUGCUCAGGCGUGAAAGCUGGAGGGAGAGGAGCCGCCGGCCAGGGGCGAGCUGUCCUCUCAGCGCCUCGGCCCGGGACGCCAGGCGGUGUCCGAGACGUGCUCGAUGGCUGCGCAGCAGGGGGCGGGGCGCUGCUGGCAUGGGGGCCCCGAGGACACCCCGAGACCUUCGAGCCCCAGCAGGACGUCCCGGUUCAGCCCACAGGGAGAGCCGGGUGCCUGGCCCCCGCCCGGGCAUGGGGAGGGGUCUCCGUCCCGCCAGCAAAGUGCACGUUCUGUGGUCCCCACGUGCCGUGAUCGGGCGGUGCCCGGUGGGUUCAGGGACGGUGCUCCUGGUGCAGCCUCCUGGAGAGCCGACCUCGCAGGGCAGAAGCACCAGCGCAGAGCAGAGCGCGGUGUCAGGCGGCGUGUCUGGCGCUGUGACCAGGCGUGUCAGCACCAUGCGUGGUCAGGAGCCUCCUCACACGUCCACACAGGCACCCGUGGGGUGUCCUCAUCCUGUGGAAGGAUGUGCUCCCCUGUAAAGGCGUGUCCUCCCCUGUGAAGGUGUGUCCUUCCUAAUGUGCUCCCCCUGUGAAGACAUGCUCCCUGCGAUGGCGUGUGCUCCCCCACGAAGGUGUCUCCUCCCCCUGUGAAGGUGUGCUCGCAGUGAUGGUAUGUGCUCCCCAUGAAGGUGUGUCCUCCCUAAUGGAGGCGUGUGCUCCCUUUGAAAGUGUGUCCUCCCCCUUUGAAGGCAUGUGCUCCCCAUGACGGCGUGUAUGCCCCCGUGAAGGUGUGUGCUCUCUCUUUGAAGGCAUGUAUUUCCCCAAGAAGGCUUGUGCUCCCUGGCAAAGGCGUGUCCUACCCAUGAUGGCAGGCUCCCCCUGUGAUUGUGUGUACUCUCUCACGAAUGUGUGUGCUUCUCCUGUGAAGAGGAGUGCUCCCUGUGAAGGUGUACCCUCCCUAAAGGAGGUGUGUCGUCCCCCUGUGAAGGCAUGUGCUCCCCGUCAGGGUGUGUGCUCCCUGCAAUGUUGUUUGCUACCCAUGAAGGCAUGUGCUCCUUCUGUGAAGGUGUGUGCUCCCUGCGAAGGUGUGUGCUCCCUGCGAAGGUGUGUGCUCCCCAUGAAGGUGUGUGCUCCUUCUGUGAAGGUGUGUGCUCCCUGCAAUGGUGUGUGCUCCCCAUGAAGGUGUAUGCUCUCUGUGAAGGUAUGUGCCCCCCGACUGCGUGUGCUCCCCCUGUGAAGGUGUGUGCUCCCCGUGAGGGUGUGUGCUUCCCGUGAAGGUGUGUGCUCCCUGUGAUGGUGUGCUCCCCCCGUGAAGGCACAUGCUCCCCCUAUGAAGGUGUGUGCUCCCCCUGUGAAGGCGUGUGCUCCCCAUGAAGGCAUGUGCUCCCCCCAUGAAGGCAUGUGCUCCCUGUGAAGGUGUGUGCCCCCCGACUGCGUGUGCUCCCUCACAGCUGCUGUGUGUGCUCCCCGCUGUGGUGCGCUCUGGGUGGAGGAGGUGGUCUUCAUGGUGCCUGUGUGUCUCCACUGUCCCUGGGGACUGGGCUCCCCCCCGGGGACCAGCAUCGGCUGAAACCAGCGUCUUCUCUCCCGCGGAAGGAGCAGCCGUCUCCGAGCUGGACGUGGGCUCGGGUGUGGGCGCCACGGUGGGGACUCGUCUCCUGGCACCGUGUGGCGCGUCCUUCCCCGUGGACAGGAGGGUCUGCGCCGUGCUGCCUUCUCCAGGGCCGGGUCCUGGAGCCUGUACGUCUCUGUUCUUGUGUUGAUAAAGUUCUAUUUUUUUCUAAUGGGGUCUGGGGGAGGGGCUCAGUGUUUAAAAAGUAACGUGGGUUUGGAUUAGAGUCCAGCGGAAUCGUGUUCUGUGUUGGUGGAAAAGCUGCGCCCCCGUGCGUCUGGUGCUUGCUUGCCUAGCAGCCGGUGCCCUCGUGCAGGGGUCUCCGUGGGUGCGCUGCCCUGGCCAGGGCCGGCGGCCUGUGGGUG